Messenger RNA from Gadus macrocephalus (Pacific cod), 2441 nucleotides. It is a transcript of the gene pdha1a, whose product is annotated as pyruvate dehydrogenase E1 subunit alpha 1a. The coding region runs from base 114 to 1286 and encodes 390 amino acids. Gene Ontology annotation, biological process: pyruvate decarboxylation to acetyl-CoA. Gene Ontology annotation, molecular function: pyruvate dehydrogenase (acetyl-transferring) activity. Lineage: Eukaryota; Metazoa; Chordata; Actinopteri; Gadiformes; Gadidae. The record is from RefSeq and is a predicted model, not a curated record. Gene Ontology annotation, cellular component: intracellular membrane-bounded organelle. The transcript has 11 exons.
UGGCAACACUGGUGUGUAGGUCAGGACAAACACAACAGGAACAAGGUUCCCCGAGAAGGACAGAGCGACAGACCAGAGAAGUUCCUACUUGUGGCUCCGGACGUGACAGAAAGAUGCUGACUAAUAUCUCCACUGUGCUGAGGACAUGCGUACAGAGAAAUGGGACCGCAGCGGUCGCGUCAGCCCGUACCUACGCUGACUUCACCCAGCAGGCUUCCUUUGAAAUCAAGAAAUGUGACGUACACAAGUUGGACGAGUCCCCGGCCACGGAGGUGGUGAUGACCCGGGAGGAGGGUCUCAAGUACUACCGCACCAUGCAGACCAUUAGGCGCAUGGAGCUGAAGGCCGACCAGCUCUACAAGCAGAAGAUCAUCAGAGGCUUCUGCCACCUGUACGACGGACAGGAAGCGUGUGCGGUGGGCAUCGAAGCAGGCAUCAACCUGUCAGACCACCUGAUCACCGCCUACCGCGCUCACGGGUACACCCUCACCAGGGGCGGGACCGUCAGGGAGAUCAUGGCUGAGCUCACCGGCAGGAGAGGAGGUAUUGCUAAGGGCAAGGGGGGCUCCAUGCACAUGUACACCAAGAACUUCUAUGGCGGGAAUGGUAUCGUUGGAGCUCAGGUUCCACUGGGAGCCGGCGUAGCUCUGGCCUGUAAGAUCCAAGGGAAUAACGAGCUCUGUGUCUCUCUGUACGGAGACGGAGCUGCUAACCAGGGUCAGAUCUUCGAGGCGUACAACAUGGCGGCUCUGUGGAAGCUGCCUGCCAUCUUCAUCUGUGAGAACAACAAGUAUGGCAUGGGGACUUCGGUGGAGCGCUCCUCCGCGAGCACCGACUACUACAAGAGAGGAGACUACAUCCCUGGUCUGAGGGUGGAUGGUAUGGACCUCCUCUGUGUCCGAGAGGCCACGAAAUUCGCAGCCGAUCACUGUCGAGCCGGAAAGGGUCCCAUCCUCAUGGAACUGCAGACCUACCGUUACCACGGACACAGCAUGAGUGACCCAGGUGUCAGCUACCGUACCCGUGACGAGAUCCAGGAAGUGCGCAGCAAGAGCGACCCCAUCUCCAUGCUGAAGGACCGCAUGCUCAGCAACAACAUGGCCAGUGUAGAUGAGCUCAAGGAGAUCGACGUGUCUGUGAGGAAGGAGAUCGAGGACGCGGCGCAGUUCGCCACCACGGACCCCGAGCCCCCGCUGGAGGAGCUGUGCAGCCACAUCUUCCACAACGAGCCCCCCAUGGAUGUACGCGGCGUCAACAUCUGGAGCAAGCUCAAGUCCAACAGCUAGUGGAGCUCUCUCUUCCUCGUCUCCCUCUCUCCUCUGUCAACCGCUCUCCAUCACGAUAAAGUAACACCUUUCUCAAGUCACAUGCCUCGUUCCAGCCCCUUCCAGCAGAAACAAAUUCUCUACAUGUUUGUUACACCAGUCCGGACUUUUAUAGUCAAUGAUGUGGUUCGGGGUGAUGGGUUGGCUGCAUCCUCGCUGUCUUUCCAGUUGGACUAGCCUUUAAUGAACACAAGUCUGUAUUGAGUGUCAAAACAGUUUUGAAGUUGAGCUGAGGAUUUCUCCGCCUAAAACCGGCCUUGAUGCAGCCAAUCUAAACACUGAGAUCAUUUGUCAAGAAGGUUGUAUCUAAAGAUAAAGUAUUUGGAUGAGGUUUGAUGCUACUGGUGCAGGAGUCAUUGUAAUGAAUGUUUGAGGUUAAGUCACUAUUUCAGUUAGAGUUAGUUAAUAAGCCAUGGUGCAAGAACAGUCUCAAAGCUCUAGAUCAUAACUCAAUAAGCAAAAAGAAAAUUUCCUCCUUAGGGGAAAUGGUCAAAUGGAGGCUGCGCAAUUAAGGGAAAAAUAAUAAAGUUUACUUUUAUUGGUUCAUCUUGCCAAAUCUGAGGUGUUGCUGUAGUUGCUUUUCAGAGCGUGAUUUCGAUUUCAAACACUCCCGAGUUGUUCGCCCUUGUAGAUUAUUUGUGCAACACUAUUUAUGGUUUCAAAAUUACAUUCAGUGACUAAGGGGGGGAUAUGAGCUUCAGUAAGUCGAUUAUUGUGACCAUAUGCUGCCUUUUAGCAAGACUUUUGUUUUAAAAAAUUGGAAAAUUUUCCCAUUUGAAUACAUUACUCUAAGAGACAAUUACAACUAAAUUGUAUACCAUUGUCUUGGUUUGAAGAUAAAUAUUGUAAUGGAAUACUUCAUCUGAAAAUAUAAAAUAUGGGGACACAUGUUGGCCGAUUUAAGGGACCCCUAUUUGUUUAAAUUAUUAAAAGAAAGGUAAAUGCCAUUCCAUAAAAUAUUAGAAUUGUGGUUCUUGGUACUGGGAAGGUAAAUAUAUAUGGUCACAUACGCUGUUACGGUUAGAUGUCACAGCAAGAAGCAAUGUUGCAUCGACACCAUGUUUUAUUAUUGACCGUAUGUAUGUCCUGAAGAUUAAAAUACUAUGUUGAAAGGUU